GUUGGUACCCGGCACUGUUUACAUCUGCAGGGUCAUUCAGCUGGUAAACAGAAGCACGUGUAAGGAAAACAAGAGGAAAACAAGAGGAAAACAAGAGGAAACAAGAGGAAGAAGAGGAAGAGGAGCACCAGUAGAAAACACGUAAGAGGGAGAGAAAGAGGAGAAGAGGUGAAGAAGAGAAGGAAGAGGAAGAAUACGAAGAGGAGGAAGAGUUAUCAAAUACUCACAGGUACCCCCUACCUGUCCCCAGCAGCACCAUCAUCAUCAUCAGCAACAUGGCCGACCAGGAGCAGCAGCAGCAGCAGCAUGACGCCUCAGAGGAGAUAGUUCUUAUGAAAUCAGAAGAAAUGCCUCAAGGAACCCCAAUAAUUAAAGGCUACGACUUCAACGCAGGAAUUGACUAUCACAAAUUAUUCCAAUCAUUCCUACAUUCCGGAUUCCAGGCGACAAGUUUCGGACGGGCUGUGGAAGAGAUCAAUAAAAUGAUAGCCUGCCGAGAGGAGCCAAUGAAACAAACAGACAAUUUGCAAGUUUCCGACAAGAUAUCCGUAAAAAACAAUUGCACAGUUUUCCUCGGCUACACUUCCAACAUGGCGUCCUGUGGCGUGCGGGAGACCAUAAGAUUUCUCGUCGAGCACCGCCUUGUGGACUGCCUGGUGACUACUGCAGGGGGUGUAGAGGAGGACCUAAUCAAGUGCCUGGCCCCUACAUACCUGGGGGACUUCCAUCUCAAAGGGCGUGACCUCAGGAUGAAGGGAAUUAACAGGAUCGGAAAUCUUCUUGUUCCGAAUAACAACUACUGCAAAUUCGAAGAUUGGGUUAUGCCCAUUCUCGAUGAGCUCCUGAGGGAACAGAAGGAGGAGGGAGGUUACUGGACCCCUUCGAAGAUCAUCGCCCGUCUCGGCAAGGAAAUUAAUAACAAGACCUCCAUCGCUUACUGGGCCGCAGUUAGGGGCGUCCCGAUCUUCAGCCCAGCCCUAACUGACGGCAGCCUAGGGGACAUGAUCUAUUUCCACGGCAUCCGCAACCCUGGCCUUGUGGUGGACAUUGCUGAGGAUCUCCGCUUGAUCAACCAGCUGGCCAAGAGGUCGUUAAACACUGGGAUGGUUAUAGUUGGUGGAGGAGUCGUUAAGCAUCACAUCUGUAAUUCAAACCUGAUGCGGAACGGGGCUAACUACUCCGUCUACCUCAACACAGCCAGCGAAUGGGACGGAAGCGACAGUGGAGCGAGGCCCGAUGAAGCUGUUUCCUGGGGCAAAAUUCGACUUGACGCCAACCCUGUCAAGAUAUACGGUGAGGCCUCGUUUGUUUUCCCUCUACUUGUUGGGGAAACUUUUGCGCGCCACCAUCACCAACAACAACAACAACAACAACAACAACAACAACAAGAGGAGGAAGAAGAGGAGCAGAAAUAGUAGUAGUAAUAGUAAUAGUAUCUUAACUACUACUACUAAUAUUGUUUUCUUGUUUACGAUAAUUACAAAUGUUUUUUUUUCAGUUCGAGACGAAAAAAUUUUAAAAAACGUCAAAUUUUUGCUUUCACUGCCGAAAUAUUGUGAACUUAACCCUUUGAUCACCUCUCUUAACCCUUUCAUUACCUUUCGCAACCCUUUUUCUAUUGCAACACCCACGCAACACCCACGCAACACCCACACAACACCCACAGCACAAUUACUAGCCUGUUGUGUUGUAUAUAUAUAUAGAGAGAGAGAGAGAGAGAGAGAGAGAGAGAGAGAGAGAGAGAGAGAGAGAGAGAGAGAGAGGGGCUUUAUCUCUCUCUCUCUCUCUCUCUCUCUCUCUCUCUCUCUCUCUCUCUCUCUCUCUCUCUCUCUCUCUCUGAAGCAAACCAAUUUUUUUUCAGCUCAGAGCGAAAAAAAAAAAAAAAAAAAAAAAAUUGAAAUAUAAUAGUUUAAAAGUUGUGGGUGAAAGAAAAAUGUAAUUAUCUUAAGUAAUUCACCACGUAUGUAAUUAUUAAUGUUAUUUUUGGCUUGCAUUUAAUUACAUACAUUCCACAAGAUAUAA
This is a messenger RNA of Scylla paramamosain (green mud crab), 2022 nucleotides long. Its product is annotated as probable deoxyhypusine synthase. NCBI's taxonomy places the organism in Eukaryota, Metazoa, Arthropoda, Malacostraca, Decapoda, Portunidae. Gene Ontology annotation, molecular function: deoxyhypusine synthase activity. Gene Ontology annotation, biological process: peptidyl-hypusine biosynthetic process. The transcript is spliced from 9 exons. Bases 276 to 1415 code for a protein of 379 amino acids. The record is from RefSeq and is a predicted model, not a curated record. Gene Ontology annotation, cellular component: cytoplasm.